This is a messenger RNA of Seriola aureovittata, 5861 nucleotides long. Its product is annotated as protocadherin Fat 4. Gene Ontology annotation, molecular function: calcium ion binding. Gene Ontology annotation, biological process: homophilic cell-cell adhesion. The record is from RefSeq and is a predicted model, not a curated record. The transcript is spliced from 21 exons. Bases 1 to 4410 code for a protein of 1469 amino acids. Gene Ontology annotation, cellular component: plasma membrane. NCBI's taxonomy places the organism in Eukaryota, Metazoa, Chordata, Actinopteri, Carangiformes, Carangidae.
AUGGGGCCAAUAGGGACACUGCAGUCGUCAACUUCCAUCACAAAAUCAGUCCCAGAGGACGAAGAGGUAGGAUCCAACGUCACGGCUGUUCCCGCUACAGACAAAGACAGCGGCUUCAAUAAAGAGAUCAGAUACUCGCUGAGAGGAGGAGAGGGGAGGUUCUCUGUUGAUCCUGUGUCUGGGGUGGUAAGUGUGGCUGGUGCCCUUGAUCGGGAGACCAAGGCUGAGUACAACCUGCAGGUGGUGGCUGAAGAUCAGGGUCGUCCAGCCAGGUCAUCCACAGCCACGCUGCUGGUCCAAGUGUCCGACAUCAACGAUAACAUCCCAGAGUUCUCCAAGGCCGAGUAUCAGGCUGAAGUCUCAGAGAUAGAGUCAGUGGGUACGAGCUUUCUCACAUUAUCAGCUGUAGACCCCGACGAAGGACCAAAUGGGCGAGUUACUUUCAGUAUUUUCCAGCAAAGUCCCUCAUCAGACCCUGCUGUUUUUGGGUUGGACCCUGCCAGCGGGACUCUGCAGCUGGUCCAGCCUCUGGACUACAGUGAGGUGCAGGAGUACCGUCUGAUGGUUCAGGCCUCUGAUGGGGGGACUCCCCCUCUGGUUGGGAACAGCUCUGUGGUGGUGAAAGUGAAGGACGUGAACAACAACCCACCUGAGUUCAGUAAGGAAAGCUACGACGUGGCCGUCUCUGAGAACCUGGCCAGUGGUGCGUCCAUCCUGACCCUGGAGGUCACUGACAGGGAUGAGGGAGGAUUUGUGGGAACUCUUCGGAUCCUUCCAGAAUCUGCGCCUUUCUCGAUCAGCCCUGAUGGAACGAUCAGAGUGAAAAACUCCACAGCUUUGGACAGAGAAGCCACAGAAAGGAUCAUGUUUCAGGUCGAAGCGAGGGAGACGAAACCGCCAAACCAUGUCGCAAUGGCCAAUGUGAACAUAACUCUUCUGGAUGAGAACGACAACAGCCCUGAAUUCACCAGCAGCGAGUACGCAAGCAAAGUCUUCACCAACCAAACAGAGGGGAUGUUGCUUGUGAAGGUCGAGGCAGAAGACCCAGAUGCAGGUGUGAAUGGACAGAUCAAAUACUCCAUUGACUUUGGGAAUCAAAACAACUACUUCUCUAUUGAUAAAAACACCGGAACCAUCACGCUGACGAAUCUCAUUCCACUGGAAGCACUUAAAACCUUACAGUUCCUAUUGUUCAUCACGGCCAGAGAUGGGGGCGUAGUGUCCCGAUCCGCCUCAGCACAGGUGGAGAUUCUCGCUGUUGGAAGUUCAAAACCACAGUUCACACAGAGCAACUACAGUGGCACCAUAGAAGAAGAGAGAGAUGCGGGAACAGUGAUCCUGAAGGUUGGGAUCUUUGCAGCAGGAGAAAUUCCUUGGACGCUCCGAGUUGAGACAGAAGCCGACAAGUUUUCCAUCUCCCCCAAUGGUGACUUCACCACAAGGGUGAAGCUCGACUAUGACGGAGCUCCACACAACUACUCUGUGGAAAUCUCCAUCUCUGACGGGGACAGCAGGGACACUGCAGUCGUCAACGUUCAAGUCACUGACGUCAAUGACAACAGUCCUGUUUUUGCCUCCAGUUCCAUCACAAAAUCAGUCCCAGAGGACGAAGAGGUAGGAUCCAACGUCACGGCUGUUCCCGCUACAGACAAAGACAGCGGCUUCAAUAAAGAGAUCAGAUACUCGCUGAGAGGAGGAGAGGGGAGGUUCUCUGUUGAUCCUGUGUCUGGGGUGGUAAGUGUGGCUGGUGCCCUUGAUCGGGAGACCAAGGCUGAGUACAACCUGCAGGUGGUGGCUGAAGAUCAGGGUCGUCCAGCCAGGUCAUCCACAGCCACGCUGCUGGUCCAAGUGUCCGACAUCAACGAUAACAUCCCAGAGUUCUCCAAGGCCGAGUAUCAGGCUGAAGUCUCAGAGAUAGAGUCAGUGGGUACGAGCUUGCUCACAUUAUCAGCUGUAGACCCUGACGAAGGACCAAAUGGGCGAGUUACUUUCAGUAUUUUCCAGCAAAGUCCCUCAUCAGACCCUGCUGUUUUUGGAUUGGACCCUGCCAGCGGGACUCUGCAGCUGGUCCAGCCUCUGGACUACAGUGAGGUGCAGGAGUACCGUCUGAUGGUUCAGGCCUCUGAUGGGGGGACUCCCCCUCUGGUUGGGAACAGCUCUGUGGUGGUGAAAGUGAAGGACGUGAACAACAACCCACCUGAGUUCAGUAAGGAAAGCUAUGACGUGGCUGUCUCUGAGAACCUGGCCAGUGGUGCGUCCAUCCUGACCCUGGAGGUCACUGACAGGGAUGAGGGUGGAUUCUCUAAUGGCCACUUCGUCUACGCCAAAGAUACCUUUGACAUUAACAAUCAAGGUGUGGUCUCACUGAGGAAGGACGUCACCUUGGAUAGGGAGACUAAGGAUAGCUACAUAUUACAGGUCGUGGCGGUGGAUCAGGUGACCGGCGGUCUGAACGCCACAGCUGAGCUCAACAUCACAGUCCUGGACUACAAUGACAACGCCCCACAGUUCCCAGCAAUCCCAGACCCCCUGCAGAUCCCUGAGGGAAACUACUCAGAGGAAAACCCAAGAGAGGUUUUCACCAUCGUGCCCACGGACGUCGACCUCGGCCUGAACGGAGAAGUCACCGUCUCCCUCCCCGCCCCUCACCCACUCUUUAGAUUCAGAGAGGACGGGACGCUGCUGGCUGUCGGGCCUCUGGAUCGGGAGAGCAGGGAAACGUACGACCUGGUUGUGAUAGCUUCAGACGGAGGCAAACCACAGAGAGAGAACAUCACCACCAUCAGAGUGAGCCUCACCGACAUCAACGACAACAGACCCGAGUUCAGCUCCAGCAGCUACGUCAGCAGCGUCCUGCUGAAAGACGCGGAGGAGGGGAAGCUGCUGCUGACGCUGUCCGCCACCGACGGAGACGCCGGGGACAACUCACUCAUCGCCUACAGUUUCUCUGAAGGAAGUUCUCCAUAUUUGGCCUUAAACAGUGAGACCGGGGCAGUGACUUUGACCUCUGACCUCGCUGAUGUCACAGAGGACACAACGCUGAAGCUGACAGCCAUGGCCAAAGACCACGGUCGGCCUCCUCUGAACUCCACAGUUCCUGUCGUGGUGAAUCUGCGCGUUGUCAGUCUGGUCGAGGGCGUCGCUUUCCGGAGCUCCUCUUACAACUUCAGCCUCCCUGAGAACCAGGCGGCGGGGUUCGCAGUGGGGAGGGUCUGGGCCUCGUCAGGAAGUGACCUUUACGAUGUCGCCUACGCGCUGAAGACACACACGGACCUGUUCUCCGUCGACGCCAGCGGAGCCAUUGUGACCAAGGCGCAGCUGGACAAGGAAAAGCAGGAGUGGUACAUCCUGGACGUGGAGGCCGUGGACACAAGGUCCCCCCCUACAUCAGCCACCGCAGUGGUCAGAGUUCAGGUGGAGGACGUGAACGAGUCUCCACAGUUUCACCCUGAGGUUUAUAAAGCCUCUGUCUUCAGCAUCGCUCCCUAUAAAACCUCCGUCACCCGCGUCAACGCGACAGACCCUGACGUCGGUGAGGAGGGUCAGCUGGACUACAGUCUGUCAGUGGAGAGUCCUUACUUUGACGUGGACCCGUCCUCAGGUCUGGUGUACGUGGUCUCAGCGGAAGGUCUGGCUGGAAAGACGACUACAGUGGAGGUGAAGGCCACAGACCCCCGAGGUCUUCACGCUACAGCCAGGGUGGAGGUGGCCGUCCAGGGAAACGCGAACAGCGGCGACAUGGUGACCAUCUCCCUCAACCGGCUGGCCAACAUCGUGGAGAAGAAAGUUCCAGAGUUAGAGAAGUCUUUAGGUUUGGUUCUGGGCUGGACCGUGACGGUCAUCCAGGUGUGGAGCUUUAACGGAGGAUCCACCGAGUCCAGAGCACUGAGAGCGGAUGGGAGGACGAUGGUCAGCUUCAUCACUGCCGACGGAGAGGAAGUCAUUUCCUCUGAGGAAGUCACAAAGAAACUGCAGAGCCAAUCAGCUGCUGUGAGCACCGAGCUGGUCAAAGUGUUUGGGAAGGGGCUUCAUUUCAAGGUAGAGCUCAAGCCUCAAGAGUCCGCCUCCAACCACGCCGUGGUCAUCGCUCUGGGCGUCCUGCUGGCCCUGAGCAUUGUGGGAUUCAUCGUUGCUGUCACCUUUGUUAUCAGGUUCAAGGUGAAGGAGAAACAUCAGGAUUCUGACAAAGAGAGUUUUGACAUUAACCUAAAAGCUGAAGGUUACACGAACUGGGGUCAGAAGAUUUCUGAAUCCUCUGCACAGGGACAGACGAGGUCAGAGGAGGACGAGCAGCAGAGGACCGACAGAGAGACCGACGACGAGUGGAAAGUGAAGACGGACAGCGACAGUGUGAGAGGUCGAGACGACAGAAACAGUGGCGGUCAUGAAAGCCACACUUCUGCUCUCUGAUCUGAACACGGCAGCUGUCAAUCAAACUGUACGGAGUGUGGAGAGUGCCACUAAAAUAUGAUUUACCACAGCUGACCAAUCAGAGCUUCUGUUGCUGCGCUGUGGGUUGGACACAAUUUAAGAUAAUGAGUCGUCUUUAAAUUAAACUGUCAACAAACAAAAGCCACAUUCAGAGUUUGUAUGUUUCCUUGAGGCUUUACAAACUUCUAUGUAUUUAUUUCCUCAUAAUUUGUAUUGAAAUAUAUGAACAUAUAUAUAUAUAUAUAUAUAUGUGUGUGUGUGUAUAUAUAUUAUAUACAUAGCAUUGUUAAAAUUUAUGUUUAUUGGCUUUGUUCUUCAAACAAUCGGACUCAUUGAUAAAAACAUUCCUCUGUAGCUACACAAAGAUCCACUCAGUAACUUAAAAUCUACUGCUGAUGAUAUGAACAUACAGAUACUGUAAGGCCACAUCAGUAAAUGGUGGGAGGGAAAAAAUCAGUAUUUCCAUCUGAAUUUAUUUUUCAAUUUAAAUCUAAAAUUUAUCAUAAAAAAAGGUUUUUGUUUUUAUAUUAUGUUUUAAAAAAGCAACACGCUACUUGAUGUCUCCCAGUUUAGCAUUUCUAAGCAGUAAUGUAGUUACAAGCAGAUUUUGUUUAUUAAUAUUCAGUAUUUGACAACAAUUUUACAACAAAUAACAAUUGUGUUUUACUGUCUUGUCAUUCAUGAUCUGUUGUGAGUUGUUGACAAAUAUAUUAACACUUAGAUCUUACAACUACAUUAUACUGUUAAAAACCAAUUAUCAACUGUUUAUCUACUGCAUAUAAGUGCUAAUUUAACAUUUUAACACAAAAUGAAAAAAAAUAAAAUGUUUUGAUUGGUACAUUAACUUCAUUAAUACAUCUAUAAUAACUUUCUAGUUUCAAUAUAUCUAAUGUAUACCCUCAGACUCCAAACAAGGAGAGACCUCAGUGGCAGCUUUUACUUUCUUUAGUUCAACCUGUUUUCUUCACUGAAAUCAGAUGCUGUCGUUCAGUUUAACAUUUUUCAUCAUCAUGUCUUUAAAAAAACAAGCUGAUUUUACAAGAGACACUUCGCUGCCAGAUUUCUCUUUUUUUUUGUCUUGUUUUAGGUUAUGGAGACUAUCACAUCAUGUGACUAAAUAAUUGACAAAAUGAGAAGAUGAAAUGUUUUUUGGACGAAUGUUUGUGUCGCUUUAUGCUAAAGAUUUCACUGAGGAUCGAAUGUCAUUGCAAUUAAAUGUAAUUAUCAGUCUGAGUAUUAUGUCAGCUGGGUAAUUACAUAAAACUGAGCUGCUCUGUCAAGAUUAUAUGUAUUUUCGUUUUUUAAUUUUCUUAGUGCACUUUAUCAGUAAAAAUGUAAAUAUCACCACAGCUCUACAGUAACUCUGGAACGUAACUACAACAACAACAACUAUCAAAAGCACUUUCCUGUAAUAAAAUGAAUUUUAAUUG